Molecule: messenger RNA, 1507 nt
Organism: Prosopis cineraria
Lineage: Eukaryota; Viridiplantae; Streptophyta; Magnoliopsida; Fabales; Fabaceae
Product: fructose-bisphosphate aldolase 1, chloroplastic
Exons: 6
Coding region: 72-1262 (396 amino acids)
Biological process (GO): fructose 1,6-bisphosphate metabolic process; glycolytic process
Cellular component (GO): cytosol
Molecular function (GO): fructose-bisphosphate aldolase activity
Source: RefSeq, a predicted model, not a curated record
CAUGUGGCAAGGAAGCGCAUAGCAGUGGAGGGGUAGAGAUAAGAUUACAGUGAAGAGAAAAGAGAAGAACAAUGGCCUCUGCUUCUCUGCUCAAGUCAUCCCCUGUUCUUGACAAGUCUGAGUGGGUUAAGGGACAAUCCCUUCGCCAAUCUUCCGUGUCUCUUGUAAGAUGCAACCCCACCACCUCCAUGCCGGUCACUGUCAGAGCCGGUGCCUAUCAAGAUGAGCUUGUCAAAACCGCGAAAACAAUUGCCUCUCCAGGGCGUGGUAUUUUGGCCAUGGAUGAAUCAAAUGCUACCUGUGGGAAGCGUUUGGCCUCCAUUGGGCUUGAGAACACUGAGGCUAACCGCCAAGCAUACCGUACCUUGCUCGUGUCAGCUCCCGGGCUUGGUCAGUACAUCUCUGGUGCCAUUCUUUUUGAGGAAACUCUCUACCAAUCCACUGUUGAUGGCAAGAAGAUAAUUGAUGUUCUUACUGAGCAAAACAUUGUCCCUGGUAUCAAGGUCGACAAGGGUUUGGUUCCCUUGGCUGGUUCCAAUGACGAGUCAUGGUGCCAAGGUCUGGAUGGUCUUGCCUCUCGCUCAGCUGCUUACUACCAGCAAGGUGCCCGUUUCGCCAAAUGGCGUACUGUUGUUAGCAUCCCCAACGGUCCCUCUUCUCUGGCAGUGAAGGAAGCAGCCUGGGGUCUGGCUCGCUAUGCUGCCAUUUCUCAGGACAAUGGUUUGGUCCCAAUUGUGGAGCCCGAGAUCUUGCUUGAUGGUGAGCAUGGCAUUGAAAGGACUUUUGAAGUAGCUCAGAAGGUUUGGGCUGAGGUUUUCUUCUACCUUGCUGAGAACAAUGUCAUGUUUGAGGGUAUUCUGCUCAAGCCUAGCAUGGUUACCCCUGGAGCUGAGUGCAAGGAGAAGGCCACUCCUGAGCAAGUUGCUGCAUACACCCUCAAGCUCCUCCACAGGAGAAUUCCCCCUGCUGUCCCUGGAAUCAUGUUUUUGUCUGGAGGGCAAUCUGAGGUUGAGGCAACCUUGAACUUGAAUGCAAUGAACCAAUCUCCAAACCCAUGGCACGUGGCAUUCUCAUAUGCAAGAGCCCUGCAAAACACAUGCUUGAAGACAUGGGGAGGCCGCCCGGAGAAUGUGAAGGCAGCACAAGAGGCUCUUCUUAUCCGUGCCAAGGCCAACUCCCUUGCUCAGCUUGGCAAGUACACUGGUGAAGGUGAAUCUGAGGAGGCCAAGAAGGGAAUGUUCGUCAAGGGAUACGUCUACUAAGCUGCUUUUGUAUUUGUGUGAGUCAUACUUUUGAAGCAUCAAAUCCAGCAGAAGUAAUAGAAGAUGAAGAUGGUGAUGGAGGAUGAAAGGCUAAUUUGUUUAGAAUGUGUGUAAUGAUCUUGGAGAAUAUUUUUGUUCAUCAUUACAUGUACCUUUAAAACUUUGUUGUUAAUGAGUUAGGAAUCAAGUACUUGAAUAUGCAUCAUCUUAAUACUAAAACUCGCUUUAAUUUCUGCUGUUUAAAA